Messenger RNA from Prorocentrum cordatum, 1254 nucleotides. NCBI's taxonomy places the organism in Eukaryota, Dinophyceae, Prorocentrales, Prorocentraceae. The record is from the annotation of a GenBank genome assembly.
AUGAGCGAGGAGCGUCGCUUGGGCAAGGAACUGAAUGCGAAGCUGGCGUCGGCUGCGUGGCAGGAGCAUUGCGACAUGAGCAGCGCGGGCGAAAAGUUCACCGAUGGCUUCGUGGAUGCAGCACUCACCGUUUACUUUCGCGUCUUGGCAGACGAUGAGUGCAGGACCAUAGUCAUGGACGCUGAGAACACCUGGGGGAAGCGCACCCCAUGGGACAGCGCGCACAAGCUCGAGGCGGCCGCGAAGAAGUGUGGCCAGAGGGAGCAGGGCGUGAUCAACCUGAGGUGGGUGCUGCACGGGGUGACGGACUUGGUGACGAAUGGGCACCAGCCCGCGUCUGCUUUCAGCGUCCGUGCGUUGUCAGGAAAGGGCAUGCCGAACAACAGGGGGAUGGCCGACCUCAUCCUUUACAAGAUGCAGGUCAUGAAAUACUGUUUGGCAAGCGUGCUGGCUCCUCUGAAUUACGACAGCGAGGAGAAGGGGCUGGUGGCUUCGUGCAUUGGAUCUCAUGGCAAGUACCGUUCUGUCUUCGGAUAUGAUCACGAGCAGCUCUCCAAGGUCUGGCUUCACAAACACGCGAAGCCUCUGCAAGAGCUCAUCAAGAUGUUCGCGGACAGAGGCAUGCGCAACGAGCUGGUGCAUGGCAUCGACUACGACGGCCCCAUCAAGAACGCGGUUCGCUUCAACAGCUCCAUGGAGGAGCUGUUCGACAGGACGGAGAUCAAAGAAGUGUUGACCAGACUGAUCGAGCAAUCGCACAGCCAUCUCGGUACUGUUCCGGAGUCGGCUCGCCGGGCGCCAGUGGAAGUCACCGAUGACGCAGAGAACCAUUCCAUCGCGCUCGGCUUCGCCAUGAAGAAGGGGGGCCCAGGUAGCCUCUCGGACCGCCUUGGUGAGCAGACAGCCAGCAUGAGGGAUGUGCUCGAGAAGAAAUGGAAGAUCUUCGAGAAAUUGGCUUGCUUGUCAGAGGAUGCUAAGCACACGCUCGAGACCAUCGAGACCGCUGCCCGUCAGAAAGUUUCGGACCACGUUGCCAUCAUCGUGGAAGGCAGCACGAGCCAAGCUAUGGGCAAUCUCAUCAGCAAUACUUUCGUUGGGGGGCUCAGGGGAGACGAUCACAAGAAAGUGCUCAUUAUUUAUGAUAACAAGCAGGCGGGCGAAUCCAUGACAGCUCCCCACAUUCGCAUGCCAUCGUUCAAGUCAGAUCGGCUGAAAAAGAUGAUGAUUUUGCCUGUGGCUGUUCCGCCUGACUAG